AUGGACGAGGCAAAGUACCAUCAGGUGGACGGGUGGUUGGGCGACUAUUAUCAGAAGACCGGCUUCUCCCACGCGGUAGUACUACCUCCCAAUGCUCAACUUGUCAUCGCAUCCGGCCAGCCCGGCCUGAGCCGCGACGUACGCAUGUCCUCAUCGCCGACAGAGCAGAUAGAGUCGUGCUUCGAUAACGCCGACGCAGCACUCAAAGCUGCCGGGGUCAAGGAAGGUCUUUUCAAGGCGCACAAAAUCCAUUGCUGGCUCCUUGACACUAGUCAUGAGGAAGCAAUGAUGGAAAUUUGGAGGAGGAGAUGGCCUGAUCACCGACCGACGUGGAUGACGAUAGGCAUCAAUGCUCUUUGCGGCGAGGGAAUGAUCGUUGAGAUCCAGGCAGAGGCACAUAUUUUACCUCCAAAGCAGCGUCUCUAG
Cyphellophora attinorum is the source of this 426-nucleotide messenger RNA. RefSeq lists its product as uncharacterized. The record is from RefSeq and is a predicted model, not a curated record. The coding region runs from base 1 to 426 and encodes 141 amino acids. Lineage: Eukaryota; Fungi; Ascomycota; Eurotiomycetes; Chaetothyriales; Cyphellophoraceae. The transcript has a single exon.